Messenger RNA from Bombyx mandarina (wild silkworm), 1143 nucleotides. Its product is annotated as CD63 antigen. The record is from RefSeq and is a predicted model, not a curated record. NCBI's taxonomy places the organism in Eukaryota, Metazoa, Arthropoda, Insecta, Lepidoptera, Bombycidae. Gene Ontology annotation, cellular component: plasma membrane.
UCUUGUAACCAUUGGCCGUAAAUAAAUAAAAAAAAAAAAUUAGAGAAACCUGCCUGAGAAAUAGUGAGAAACUGUAGCUCGGUGUGCUUUGUUGGCGCUGGUGUGAAUCAUUUUAUUCCGUAGUAAUACAAUUUGGCGGUAAUAUUUAAUUGAAUAACAAUGGCUCUCGAAGGUGGAAUGUCCUGUGUAAAGUACCUCAUGUUUUGCUUCAAUCUUCUGUUUGCCAUUACGGGAUUGAUCAUCCUGAUAGUUGGCAUCAGGGCUGAAAUAAACUCGUAUCCUUACAUGAACUUCACCGAUGAGAACUUCUACAAGUUCGCUCCGAUCGUUCUCAUCAUUGUCGGCAUUAUUGUUUUCAUUGUCGCGUUCUUCGGCUGCUGUGGCGCUGUCAAAGAGAACCACUGCAUGAUAAUAACGUUUUCAGUAUUCCUCUUGAUCAUAUUCGUGGCUGAACUGGCUGUGGGCAUCGCUGGUUACAUGAAGCAUACGGACUUGGAAGAUUCGGUUAUGCGCAACCUGAACGCUUCCAUUACUCAAUAUCCGGUAGACAAGAACGUCCAGAAGACCAUUGAUAUCAUACAAACGGACUUGCAAUGCUGCGGUAUAAACAGUCCGGCCGACUGGGCCGAUCACGGUCUGCCCAUACCGAGCACGUGCUGCUCCGCCCAGGAGAUCAAUAACGGCGUCGUCGCGGACUGCACCGAGAACUCGACCAACUUCCACUCGAAGGGAUGUCUUACUAAACUGGUUGUUCACAUGAAGGACAUUGGUAUGGUGCUCGCCGGCGUUGGAGUCGGUAUCGCUUUGGUUCAGCUCCUCGGUGUGAUAUUCGCAUGCUGCCUCGCUCGUUCCAUUCGCAGCCAAUAUGAAACAGUUUAAAUUACAACAAAAUACAAAACAAAACUUAUAUGAUAAAACCAUUACUAAUAAGAAUAACGAAAUUCAAUUCUAUUUCAUUACCUACCUAUAUUUAAUGUUUAAACGUGUAUUGUGAUAAGUGUACCUACUCAAUCCUAUCUGUAUAUUUUGAAAUGAGUUUUUUUUAGUUUAUUUUUAUAUUCACGUUCUUUUGUUGAAGGAUAAAAGACGAUUUAACUUUAAUACAUUUAAUUUGUUUUUGAAUAAUAAUUGAAAGUACAAUUG